Molecule: messenger RNA, 408 nt
Organism: Colletotrichum gloeosporioides
Lineage: Eukaryota; Fungi; Ascomycota; Sordariomycetes; Glomerellales; Glomerellaceae
Exons: 4
Coding region: 1-408 (135 amino acids)
Source: RefSeq, a predicted model, not a curated record
AUGGCGAGCAAGAGGGAUAUGCGCCGGCCGGACCUGAUCGUCCCCUAUCAGGAGCCCCGAGCCAAGGGCGAGAACGCCGAGUUCUCCUCGACGCUGUCGUCCACGCUGCCCAUGGCCGCGAUGCUCACGCGGAACAAGUUCAUCGGAUGGUACGCAGACGCCUUUGAUUCCCUCGCCGGCCCCUAUUCGAUUCCCGCGGACGAUACGGCCUCCGUCGUCUUUUCCGUGCAGACCUGGCUCGGUGAGAGCGAAGAGACUAAGAAGAGCUCCGCGACGCCGGGGUACUUCUCCGUCGGCAUGUCAGUCAUGGCCCUGGCCGUUACUUACCUCCCCAUGUUCCUCCCCCCGCCCGUCCAGCGCGGCGCCGCCACCGGCACUGGGCCCGCUGCCCCCGUUCCCCCGGCGUAG